Messenger RNA from Emys orbicularis (European pond turtle), 2064 nucleotides. RefSeq names its product ring finger protein 157 (gene RNF157). The transcript has 19 exons. Gene Ontology annotation, cellular component: cytoplasm. Gene Ontology annotation, biological process: protein ubiquitination. Gene Ontology annotation, molecular function: ubiquitin protein ligase activity. NCBI's taxonomy places the organism in Eukaryota, Metazoa, Chordata, Testudines, Emydidae. The record is from RefSeq and is a predicted model, not a curated record. The coding region runs from base 1 to 2064 and encodes 687 amino acids.
AUGGGGGCGCUGACCAGCAGGCAGAACGCAGGGGUGGAAGAGGUGGACAUCCCUUCUAAUUCAGUCUACAGAUAUCCUCCUAAAUCCGGGAGCUACUUUGCCAGCCAUUUCAUCAUGGGAGGUGAGAAGUUCGACUCCACGCACCCGGAGGGCUACCUCUUUGGAGAGAACAGUGACCUGAACUUCCUGGGAAACAGACCUGUAGUGUUUCCUUACGCCGCCCCACCCCCCCAGGAGCCAGUGAAGACACUCAGGAGUUUAAUCAACAUCCGCAAGGACACUCUGCGCCUAGUCAAGUGCACGGAGGAAGUGAAGACCCCUGGCGAGGAAGUCAGCAAAGCCAAGGUCCACUACAAUGUGGAGUUCACCUUUGACACCGACGCGCGAGUGGCCAUCACCCUUUAUUACCAGGCUACCGAAGAAUUCCAGAACGGAGUAGCCAGCUACCUCCCCAAAGACACCAGCUUGCAGUCAGAGACGGUCCAUUACAAACGAGGGGUGUGCCAGCAGUUCUGCGUCCCCUCCCACACCGUCGAUCCUUCCGAAUGGGCAGAAGAGGAGCUGGGCUUUGACCUGGACCGAGAGGUGUAUCCCAUGGUGGUGCAUGCCGUCGUGGACGAGGGAGAUGAGCACCUCGGCCACUGCCACGUACUGCUGGCGACGUUUGAGAAGCAUGCAGAUGGUAGCUUUUGUGUGAAGCCCCUCAAGCAGAAACAAGUGGUGGAUGGAGUUAGCUACCUCCUUCAGGAGAUCUACGGGAUCGAGAACAAAUACAACACGCAGGACUCCAAGGUGGCUGAGGACGAGGUGAGCGAUAACAGCGCAGAGUGCGUGGUCUGCCUCUCGGAUGUGCGGGACACUCUGAUUCUACCCUGCCGCCAUCUUUGCCUCUGUAACACUUGUGCGGACACCCUGCGUUACCAAGCCAACAACUGCCCCAUCUGCAGGCUGCCAUUCCGAGCCUUGCUCCAGAUCCGAGCAAUGAGGAAAAAACUUGGCCCUCUCUCUCCAACCAGCUUCAGCCCAAUCAUCGCCUCCCAAACGUCCGAUUCUGAGGAGCACUCGUCUUCUGAGAACAUCCCUCCUGGCUACGAGGUAGUGUCUCUGCUGGAAGCUCUCAACGGGCCCCUCACUCCGUCCCCGGCCGCCCUUCCACUGCACGGGCUUGGGGACAGCCACGGGGCAGGGAUGUUGCCGUCAUAUGGCAGCGACAGCCACCUGCCUCCCAUCAGGACGCUCUCUCCCCUUGACUGCUUGUCGGACUGUGGCAGCCAAGGGCUCAAACUCAAGAAGAGCCUAUCAAAGUCAGUUUCCCAGACUUCCUCGGUCCUGCACGAAGAAGAUGAUGAGAAGUCCUGCAGCGAAUCAGAAAUCGGGAUUUCCAGGAGGAAGUCUCCUCAUCAGCAUGAGGAGGAAUAUGGUAUGACACCAGAGAGUGAAAACCUCACCUUAUCCUCCUCGGGAGCAAUAGAUCAGUCUUCGUGCACAGGAACCCCUCUCUCCUCCACCAUCUCCUCCCCAGAAGAUCCUGGCAGCAGCAGCCUGGCCCAGUCCAUCAUGUCCAUGGCCUCCUCCCAAAGUCAGCACUCCCAGAUCAGCACCGACACCAUGUCUUCCAUGUCUGGCUCUUAUGUUGCUCCGGGCACAGAGGAAGAGGGGGACAUGCUCCCAUCCCCUGCUGCUGCCAGUGGGAUUCCUUCAGAAGGAGAGUCAACCCCUGUGGAAUCUCCAGAUAGGAAUUUUGUCAGUAUCUCUGCGGAGGAGCGAGACGCGGAGGGGAACGAUGUCAUGGAGGAAGAGGACGGAUCUCCCACCCAGGAAGACGGCCAGAGGACAGGUGCUUUCCUAGGUAUGGAGUGUGACAAUAACAAUGACAUUGACAUCGCGAGCGUGAAAGCGCUGGACAAUAAGCUGUGCUCUGAGGCCUGCUUCCCUGGUAUCAAGGGGUCAGAUGACAACGCCCUGACCCGCAGGCCAGCCCAGAGGCACCAUCUGUCUUCCAGCAGCAUCAACCUGGAAGAGGAGGAAGAUAUGCAGUGCAUGAUGGGCCCCCUGGCUGUCUGA